Selaginella moellendorffii is the source of this 1663-nucleotide messenger RNA. Its product is annotated as peroxidase 29. Gene Ontology annotation, biological process: response to oxidative stress; hydrogen peroxide catabolic process. The transcript has 7 exons. Bases 613 to 1620 code for a protein of 335 amino acids. The record is from RefSeq and is a predicted model, not a curated record. Gene Ontology annotation, molecular function: heme binding; peroxidase activity. Lineage: Eukaryota; Viridiplantae; Streptophyta; Lycopodiopsida; Selaginellales; Selaginellaceae.
AAGCACUGCCCACGUCGGUCAUGGGGAUCCCGGGAAUAGCUUCCCCUUUGCCUUCUCCGGCCUUGGACGCUAGAUAUCUGGCUCGUAGGAAGCUGUUCUGGAACCUCUUGGAGAUCGGAGCGGAUGGACGUGAGCAGGAGCAAGUGGAAGCGUGAAAAGAGCCAGCGCGAAGAGCAGCAGGAGAAAGGAGGAGAUCGCCAUUGCCAAGGCUGUUUUUCGAUCGAGCACCCGAGCCGCCGAAGACAGAACUUAUGUGAGGCGAUGCCAGCACCAAAGGCAGAUGGUAGACGGUCUCAUCAAAACCGAAGCUUACAUUUUGCCCGCCAAAUGGUUGACUGAUCAGAUCGAGCUUAUUCUUAUUUGCAGCUCCAGGUGAAAGACUACCAAUCUAACAAUUGUUGAAACAUUGGAUGUUCUUUAUUUCCUUCUCGUUUAUGAAAUCUAAUGGUUCUGAAUAUUCUAUGCGCUAUGUUGGUGGGAAGUUCACGAGUUUGCCACCACUUUUCAGAGCUCUUGUCCAGAAAGUCGGCGAGCCCCAGCACCAAUCUCUCGGUCUGUAUAUAUAUUAUUCGUUCGGUAUAAUGUUCUGAAAGCUAUGUUGAGGAGAACGCCAUGACACGGCAAACGCUAGUUCUUCUCGUCUGCUCGGUGUUUUUACUCGGCCUGUCCAACUCGGAGUACUACUCAGUCGACACUUUCGGUGGUAACGGGUUUUCAAAAGGACUGAGGUUUGGAUUCUAUGCAGCUACUUGUCCAAAAGUGGAAACCAUUGUCCGGGAGUCUUUCACUAGCAAUAUCUUUCGAGACCCGACUGCUGCCGGUGCUCUCAUUCGUUUGGCGUUCCACGAUUGCCAAGUCGGGGGCUGUGACGCGUCCAUCCUGCUCAGCUCCUCCGACUCGAUCACCAGCGAGCUCGUCUCCGAUAGAAACUUUGGAAUCCGUCGACUGGAUUUCAUUGACAGCAUCAAGAGCUCGCUCGAAGCGUCGUGCCCGGGUGUGGUUUCCUGUGCGGACAUCAUAGCCUUGGCUGCAAGAGACUCCAUCAGGAUCUCGGGGGGACCAAACAUUCCCAUACUCCUGGGACGAAGGGACUCCACAAGCGCCAGUAACUUAGCGGCCGAUCGAUCCAUUCCACUCCCAACUAUCAGCGUCGACGACACCAUCAGCCUGUUCCAGUCCAAAGGCAUGACGCUCCAAGAAACAGUGGCCAUUCUAGGUGCUCACACUGUUGGUGUUGGCCACUGCGUAAGCGUCCUGGAUCGACUGUAUCCAACGCAAGACCCCAACUUGCUCCCUCCUCGCUCAGCGCAGCUCCGAGCUCAGUGUCCUCCCACGCCGCCACAGCUCCUCAACAACAACACCUUCUUCGCCAAUGACUUCACCAACGUGUUCUUCGACAACCAGUACUUCCGAGACAUUCUCAAUGGGCAGGGGCUGUUUGGAAUCGACUCAAAGAUCGCGCUUGACAAGAGAACCUCCCGGAUUGUCUCCAUGUUUGCGACGAACCAGGCGUACUUCUUUGCGGUCUUCUCCUCGGCGUUUAAUAAGAUGCUGGCGUCCAACGUUCUCACGGGUAGCAGUGGAGAGAUUAGAAGAGAUUGCAAGGUUGUCAACUCGUAAGUAGAUCAUCGAAGUUUAAAGUUCUUUGCUAUGGUUGCUAUGA